Molecule: messenger RNA, 1059 nt
Organism: Anarrhichthys ocellatus (wolf-eel)
Lineage: Eukaryota; Metazoa; Chordata; Actinopteri; Perciformes; Anarhichadidae
Gene: cdk20
Product: cyclin dependent kinase 20
Exons: 7
Coding region: 172-957 (261 amino acids)
Biological process (GO): protein phosphorylation
Cellular component (GO): nucleus
Molecular function (GO): ATP binding; protein serine/threonine kinase activity
Source: RefSeq, a predicted model, not a curated record
GGAGAGACGGUGGCUCUGAAGAAAGUGGCUCUGAGGCGGCUGGAGGACGGGAUCCCCAACCAGGCUCUGAGGGAGAUCAAGGCCCUGCAGGAGAUCGAGGACAACCAGCAUGUGGUGAAGCUGAAGGAGGUCUUCCCUCACGGGACGGGCUUCGUCCUGGUCUUUGACUUCAUGUUGUCUGACCUCUCUGAGGUCAUCAGGAGCUCCCAGCGACCUUUGACCCCGGCCCAGGUCAAAGGAUACAUGAUGAUGCUGCUGAGGGGCGUGGCCUAUCUGCAUUACAACGACAUCAUGCACCGAGACCUGAAGCCGGCUAACCUCCUCAUCAGCUCUUCAGGUCAUCUGAAGAUCGCAGACUUCGGUUUAGCCAGAUUGUUCAGUGAGCAAGAAGAGAGACUGUACAGUCACCAGGUGGCCACCAGGUGGUACAGAGCACCUGAACUGUUGUACGGAGCCAGGAAGUACGACGAGGGAGUCGAUCUGUGGGCGGUGGGCUGUAUCUUCGGUGAGCUUCUGAACUCGUCUCCUCUGUUUCCCGGAGAGAACGACAUCGAGCAGCUCUGCUGUGUCCUCAGAGUGCUGGGGACACCGACAGAGGACAGCUGGCCGGAGAUUGUGGAGUUACCAGAUUACAAUAAAAUCACCUUUAAGGAGAAUCCAGCGAUCCCAUUGGAGCAGAUCGUUCCUGACUCCUCCCCUCAGGCCGUCGACCUGCUCUACAACUUCCUGGUUUAUCCGUCCAAUCAGCGCUGCUCUGCCAGACAGGCUCUCCUCCAUCCCUUCUUCUUCUCCUCUCCUCUUCCUGCUCACCACUCAGAGCUGCCCAUCCCUCAGAGAGGAGGUCGACCCCCCCGCCAGAGGCUGCAGGCUCUGCCCACCGACUUCUCGGUGGACCUGCCCCUGCAGUGCAGCGUGGUAGACCCCAUACUGCUGCAAGGACACGCCUUCUGCCUCUGAACAACAACGGACCAACCGAUCGCAUUUAAAUAUUCAGUUCGAACAGGAAGUCGACCUUCAUGUGUUUCUGGUUGCUUUCAAAAUAAAACGUACAACAUGAAA